AUGUUUCUGCCAGCACUGCUGAAGGGCUCGUUCCUCGGCUUCUGGUACCGAGAUCUCAGCCUAUCGCAUCCCCGGGAGCUAGGAGAGCGAGAGAGAGAGAGCAAGAGAGUGAGAGGAGGGGGUGGGGGGAGGAAAACGAACACGACAAGCGCUAAGGGCGUCGCCAGGGACGGAGACGUCGCCCCCGCAGCCGCCGGAUCGAUGGCGCCGCCCCCGCCGCCCCCGCCGCCCCCGCCGCCCCCGCCGUGCCGCAGAGCUCCUACCGCCGCCGCCGCCGCCGCCACCCGCGUCGCCGGCAGCAGUGUCAGGGGUGGCCACCCUGUCGGACAGCAGACAGCAGACAGAGCGGCCUCGGAGGCGGCGGUCCGCCGGCCCGCUGGCUGUGGUCGGGCGCUUGGCGGGCCGCCCGACCGCAGCGGGCUGUUGCGUUAUUUACGCCAAACUGCGGCCGGCCGCGCCUGGCCGCGUGCAUUACGGAGCGCCGCGCGAGCUGAGUCGGCAGCUAAUCGUCUCCGGCACGCCGCCAGCCGGCCUGAAUAA
Molecule: messenger RNA, 540 nt
Organism: Schistocerca nitens (vagrant locust)
Lineage: Eukaryota; Metazoa; Arthropoda; Insecta; Orthoptera; Acrididae
Exons: 2
Coding region: 1-540 (179 amino acids)
Source: RefSeq, a predicted model, not a curated record